AGAUGAAUUGAACAUGGCUUAACUUAAUUACUCGUACGAGAUAUUGGCCUUUGUUGGCUAUGUAUGAUACUCCUUGGCUUCCCCUUCCUUGGCUUCCUCCUUUUAAGACAAAAUGGUGGCAUAUGCAGGAGAAAACAGAGUGGGAAAUCUGAAUGAAAUUGUUAACUGAUGAAUUCAAAUAUGAUAGCCAUUGUUACAUGAAAUCAAACCCAAAAUUAAAAUGCCACCACCUGCUAAACCCAGCAAAUUUUACUUCUUCUAUGGCAGAAGAAAGCCUUCUCAGAACAGACCCACUGUUUAUGGUGGUCUCUUCUCCAAUCGCCAAACCAUAAACCCUAAUUCCCUCAAUUCCUUAAACCCUAAUUUCCAUCAAUCUCAAAAACCCGCAAAUUUUAACCUUCAAAAUUGGGACCCAGAUUCCCAAAUUGGUUCAAAACCCUCUCAACCUAAAACCCCAUCUGAAAAUUUCUUCCAUAUUGGUCAGAAAUUAUCCCCAAUUGCUCGUUUCAUCUGUGAUUCUUUCAGGAAACACCAGAGGUGGGGCCCAGAGGUGAUUGCUGAUCUCUCGAAGCUUCGCCGGGUUAACCCGGACAUGGUUGCAGAGGUCCUUAAGGUGCAGGAUGACCCCAACAUUUGCUCCAAGUUCUUUCAUUGGGCUGGUAAACAAAAGGGCUAUCAACAUACUUAUCUUUCUUAUAAUGCAUUUGCUUAUUGUCUGAAUAGAUUGAAUAAGUUUAGAGCUGCUGAUCAAAUACCUGAGCUGAUGCAUAUGCAGGGUAGACCACCUAGUGAGAAACAGUUUGAGAUUUUGAUUAGAAUGCAUGCUGAUAAUAAUAGGGGUCUUAGGGUGUAUUAUGUGUAUGAGAAGAUGAAGAAAUUCGAGGUCAAACCUCGUGUUUUUUUGUAUAAUAGGAUCAUGGAUGCUUUAGUUAAGACGGGUCAUUUAGACUUGGCGAUGUUGGUUUAUAAUGAUUUUAAGAAGGAUGGAUUGGUGGAGGAGACUGUAACUUACAUGAUUUUGAUCAAGGGUUUGUGCAAAGGUGGGAGGAUUGAUGAGAUGUUGGAGCUUUUGGGACAAAUGAGGAGUUUGUUAAAGCCGGAUGUUUUUGCAUACACGGCUAUGAUUCGGAUUUUAGUGGGGGAGGGGAAUUUGGAUGGGUGCUUGAAGGUUUGGAAUGAAAUGGAGAAAGAUAAGGUUUUGCCUGACGCAAUGGCUUAUACGACUUUGAUUUCAGCUUUGUGUAAAGGGAAUCGUGUGGAUAAAGCCUAUGAAUUAUUUAAGGGUAUGAAGAAUAGGCGAGAGUUGAUUGAUAGAGCUAUAUAUGGUGCACUGGUGGAUGGUUUUGUGGCUGAUGGCAAGGUUGGUUCAGCCCUUGACCUGUUAAAGGAUAUGAUGGAUUCUGGAUAUAGGGCAGAUUUGUCAAUCUAUAAUACCUUAAUACAAGGAUUAUGUAAUUUGAAACAACUUGACAAGGCUUAUAAGCUUUUCCAAGUAACAGUUAAUGAGGGUCUUCAACCAGACUUUGCAACUGUGAAUCCAAUGUUGAUAUCUUAUGCAGAAUCAAGAAAAAUGGAUGAUUACUGCAAAUUGCUUGUCCAGAUGCAAAAAUUAGGAUCACCGGUUAUUGAUGGACUUUCUGGAUUCUUCUCUCUGAUGGUUGAAAUGGAUGAGAGAUUGCCUUGUACUUUAGAAGUAUUCAAAGAUUUGAAAAAUAAAGGUUAUUGUAGUUUGUCGAUAUACAAUAUUCUUUUGGGAGCUCUGUACAAGGUUAGACAACCAAAGGAAGCAUUGUCCUUCUUUGAGGAAAUGAAAGAUUCAAACUUUGCACCCGAUUCAACAACUUAUAGUCAUGCCAUCAUGUGUCUUGUUGAUCUUGAGGAUGUGAGAGAGGCGUGUCUUUGGUAUAAUAAAAUAAAGGAGAUGGGCUCCAUUCCUUCCAUUGCAGCCUAUUGCUCUUUGGCGAAUGGGCUUUGCAAAAUAGGAGAGAUUGAUGCAGCGAUUUCUCUAGUCCAAGACUGCUUAGGUAAUGUCAGCAGUGGACCUAUGGAGCUCAAAUACACUCUAAGCAUUAUCCAUGCUUGCAAAUCGAAUGAUGCUGACAAGGUCAUUGAAGUAGUAGAUGAAAUGUUACACCAAGGAGGCAUACCUAGUGAAAUUAUAUAUUGUGCUGUUAUCUCUGGAAUGUGCAAGCAUGGGACAUUGGAGGAGGCUAGGAAGGUUUUCUCCAGUAUGAAGGAACAAAAAUAUAUAUCCGAAGCCAAUGUGAUUUUUUAUGAUGACAUGCUCAUGGAACACAUGAAGAAGAAAACAGCGGACUUGGUCCUGUCAGGAUUGAAGUUCUUUGGGCUAGAGUCCAAAUUAAAAUCAAAAGGCUCUACAUUGCUGCCAAGCUAAGAGUGAACAGAGGAAACACUCAAAGAUGGCCUCAGAGGAGGCGCAGAGCUGGAACUGAUACAAUAUUCAGGUUAAACAUCAGGAAACAAGGUACCAAAAUGAUCAGGUGGAAGCUGAAAAUUUGUACUGCUGCCAACUGAUAGGUCAUGCUCCAAUGUAAUGUGACCUAAAUCUUGGGUGCCAAAGGUUAAGCUGAUCUGUUGAUAGUUGCUCAUUCUAGGCUUUCUUAGAAGAUUCGCUGUCAUGCUCCAAUGUAAUGUAACCUAAAUCUUGGGUGCCAAAGGUUAAGCUGAUCUGUUGAUAGUUACUCAGUCAAAGCUUUCUUAGAAGAUUCGCAGUAUGCACGCUUCAGAAUGGAAAUACGUCUGCAUGCUUUCACUGCUAAUAAUCUAAAUGGGGCUGAGUGCCAUAGCUGCUCAGUUACACACGUUAAAGAGUAUCCAGCCUUGAUUUAGUUCCGUGGUAUAUAUCUCUUGUAGUCACUACUGUGUACUUGUCUUAUGAGAGCAUUACUGUUGGCGUUCAUUAAUAGUCAUGUAGCUAAAUUGUAGAUUAGAGAGAAGGAUUCAGAUGUUCCAUUGUAAACAUUGAAUUUCUUUUUAGCUGUUGGUGUUGACAUUAAAUAAACCAGAUUGUAUACUGCUGGAAUGCUGGACAAUUACUUGUGCUAUUACAAUAAUAAUACAACUCUUCUGUCCUGGAAAAUUUAACUGUUGGUUAGAAUUAUGGAAUCAUAUUGCUGCCUACACCUGUAAAACAAGGGUAAUUCAAAGAGGCUUACCAUCCUACCUUCAUAUUCCAAGCUCUGAAAUCGUUGAUUAUGAGGUGUGAAGUUUGAGAAAUUCAAUUACUGUGACCUUCGCUGCCAUGAUGAUUCAAU
Molecule: messenger RNA, 3275 nt
Organism: Chenopodium quinoa (quinoa)
Lineage: Eukaryota; Viridiplantae; Streptophyta; Magnoliopsida; Caryophyllales; Amaranthaceae
Product: pentatricopeptide repeat-containing protein At4g20740-like
Exons: 4
Coding region: 221-2395 (724 amino acids)
Cellular component (GO): chloroplast
Molecular function (GO): protein binding
Source: RefSeq, a predicted model, not a curated record